AUGCAGGCCAGCAAAGAAACCUUCACGAGUUACCGAAUACAGAGACACACACACACACACAUGCCAGAGUUCCAGAACGUCUGCCCAUAUCUUAAUGUCGGGCCUGUUGAUCAUGCCAACGGCAAUCACUUCGACCUCGCCUUUGAUGUCCCGGGCACACGAAAGUCACUUGCUUCGCAUCGCCUCGGCAACGAAUUAAAAAAGUGCUUCAAUUUCUGCACUCAAGGCACUGGCCCAAAUAACGCGUUUGUUUAUGCAGCCUCGUGGAGGAAUUCUUCUGGAGGCAAGGGCCAGAAGAGUUGGAGAAACGAGGAGAAACUGAGGCAGCUGCUGUCAAAGUCACCGUCGUCUCAGCGCUUGAUAAACCAAUUUCACCCAGCCCUUGUCUCCGCCACACCUCCUCCACCUCUACCUCCUCCUCCUCCGCCUCCGUUCGCCCCCGCCGGCCCAUCUCUCCGCCCGCCGACCGGAACUUCUCGUCACUUCAUUCGAUGCCUUGACAGACUGUCACUUUCCGUUCCUCGUGUCUGCUUGCCCGGCGAAAGCCAGUCGAAUAAGGCCAAAUAUGACAUUAUUCACCUGUCCUCAUAA
Protopolystoma xenopodis is the source of this 591-nucleotide messenger RNA. Lineage: Eukaryota; Metazoa; Platyhelminthes; Monogenea; Polystomatidea; Polystomatidae. The record is from the annotation of a GenBank genome assembly.